Molecule: messenger RNA, 6266 nt
Organism: Anthonomus grandis grandis
Lineage: Eukaryota; Metazoa; Arthropoda; Insecta; Coleoptera; Curculionidae
Product: synaptotagmin-11
Exons: 7
Coding region: 198-1595 (465 amino acids)
Biological process (GO): calcium-ion regulated exocytosis; regulation of dopamine secretion; vesicle fusion
Cellular component (GO): synapse; membrane; axon
Molecular function (GO): phosphatidylserine binding; calcium ion binding; SNARE binding
Source: RefSeq, a predicted model, not a curated record
CUUAUUGAUUCCUCCCGAAUGAGUUGAUCCAUGACUAAGGCCCUUCGCAGGAAAAUUUUGCUAUUCCCUGAUCGAGUCACGAUAUAAGAAACGUUUAGUUCGUUUUCAUUUAUUUCGGUGAGAAGUGUUUGUAAAUUGAUCAGCGUGCGGUAAGAGACGUUUCCACACGGGUUUACGUUAAGUCCUGGUUGGCGAAAAUGGUUGGGGAGGGACCCAUUAUAAGACCCGUCGAAUACAAAGUAAACUACUUUGUGAUCGGACUGUGUACCAGUUUCGCGGUAUGCGUGGUCCUCACCUUCGCGGUGAUCUACUACUGCUACCAGCGUCGUAAGCGUCUACGCGCCAAACGUAACGGACCGGAUCAACCUUUGGCCUUCCACAGUCACCGUAGACCCACCGCCGUUAAGUCACCGGCGGGUGCAACCGCCGGAACCGGCACUCACUACCUCAAGAAGAGUCCGAGUCCCACGGGAAUCUCCAAGACGCCACCGGGGUUGGCCUCACCGACUACUCCUACGGGGCAGAGUCCCACCGGGAUAGUUGGCCCUUUGGAGAGCGGAGUGUCCAGCCAUCAGCCCUUCGAACCUAAACCGGAACCACCUGUAAGUUUUUUGGGUUUGUUUGUUUAUUCGUAUUUUUAUGAAUAUUUGCAGGUUGCGAGAGAUGUUUGUGUUGCUGAAAACGAACAGCGUCAGUCCCCAGUUAAUGCCAAAGAAGAACAAGAAAAUGAGAAAAACAUUCAACAGAAUGCCGCUUACUUGGGACAACUGGUGUUCAAAUUGAGGUAUAAACAUGACAAAAACGCUCUGAUCGUAUCCGUGGUGAGAUGCAAGGACUUACCCGCCAAGGAUCCGAACACCGGUUCCAGCGAUCCUUACGUGAAACUCCAACUACUACCGGACAAGCAACACAAAGUGAAGACCCGGGUGCUUCGUAAGACCCGCAACCCAGUCUACGACGAGGACUUCACUUUCUACGGGAUCAGCUUCAACCAAAUCCCCGGGAUCACGUUGCACUUCGUUAUACUCAGCUUCGACCGUUAUAGUCGCGACGACAUCAUCGGAGAAGUUUUUUGUGCUUUGAGUAAUGUGGAUGUCGCCCAGAUCGAGACUCAACAAAUGGCCUUGUCCAGGGAAAUUCAACCCAGAAGCCUUAAAAUUCGUUCUCAAGGACGAGGUGAAUUGCUCGUGUCGCUCUGCUGGCAACCGGCGGCCAAUAGACUUACCGUUGUGGUCCUAAAGGCGAGAAACUUACCGAAAAUGGAUGUUACCGGUUUGGCCGAUCCCUACGUGAAGAUCUACCUGCUGUACAACGGUCAACGUAUCGCCAAAAAGAAAACCCACGUAAAAAAGAGAACCCUGAUGCCGGUGUUCAACGAGAGUUUCGUGUUCGAUAUACCGGCCAACGGGCAGUCCUUGGAGGGGAUCAGCUUGGAGUUCCUUCUACUGGACUGGGAUCGAGUCACCAAGAACGAGGUGAUCGGUAGACUGGACUUGGGAGGUGAAAAAUGCUCCGGGACCGCCUUGACCCAUUGGAACGAGGUUUGCAAUUCGCCCAGGAGACAGAUCGCUGACUGGCACAAGCUGAAGGAGUAAGAGGGUCGAUAGAUAGAGCGAAGAAGUGUUUUCUUGUAAAGAGUCUCGCUAGCUAAUUUCGUUUUCGUUUUUUAAAGCACAAUACUCAAUUUUGUGUAUAUUAGAGUUAGUAGGGUUAAGGAUGUAUUACUUUAGAAGUGAAUCAUGGAUAAAGAAAGAUGAAUAUAAUAGUUAUUACCAUUACAUAUAGUUACUAUUUUCACACGGUUUUUGAAAUAGAGUAGCCAUGUCCAUGUUUAAAAAAGAAGCCAAAAUUUUAUUAAGAGCACAUAUUAUAUAUUAUACUACUCACUAAAAAUUAAUAAUUAUUACCAAAAAAAAACGCUUUAAGUGGUCUCACAAGCUUCUCUAAAUCGUACGAUGCAAAUACUAUUCUUGUGUAUAUAUAGAAUUAUGUAAUGAGGGUCAAAUAAAGAUUUAUUUGGAGUACUUAUAUAAAGAGAUUGUGUGUAUAGGGUUUACUAUGACUUUAAAGGUCAGGCUUAAAUUACUUAAUUUUCAAUCAAAAUUCAAAAUACCCGCCUUGCAUUUAAUCUAACGGGAUACGUCAAGAACAUUCCAAAGGUAACUUCGCAUUUCAAUUGUCAUCUGUUGAAUGUGAAGAUAGAUCAUAAGCAGCCAUGAUAUUUGCCAAUGGCGUAUAACUCGCCUUAUAACAAUGUUUUAUGGGACCCAGGGCUAAUAAAGGAUCAAGAGGCCCCUUAUAAAUAAAAUGCAAAAAAUAUUAUUUAUAACACUACAUGUAUAUUAUUUAUAAAAAAGAAACAGUUUUUUUGAAAAUAGUAAUGUUAAAAUACCUUUUUUCGUAAUUUCACUUUUACAAAAUCUUCUAUUACGUCAUUAAACUCUAAAUCCUUCAAAACGUCCCUUUCUCUACACAUUAAUGUUAAAGAAGACAGACGUUCCUCCUGCAUUGUGGCUCUAUAUUUAUUUUUUAUAUAAACUAGCUUGGAAAAGGAACGUUCAGACUCACAAUUUGCUAUUGGUAUCGAUAGAUACAUUUUCAAAAGCGUAUAGGAAACGUGUCAAUUAAUUGGUGUUCUAAAAUAUAUCUUAAAAGAUCAAGUGGAUUGCAUAUUUUUUCGGAAGAGGUUUUAAGAAGUUCCGAGAAAAAUACCAGCUCAUCUGUUAAAUUAAUAUUUAGGUCUAUUACUUCUGCAAAAAACUCUUCAACUUCUGUUUUAGAUAAACAUACAUUAGAGCUAAGUUUUGAAAUCAAACCAAACAACUGGGCAAAAUCUGAAUAUGCAUUACACCGUCGUUCUAAUUCAUUGACCAGCUUAUCUACUAUUACUAAAAAUGACUGCGUGCGAAAUAAUUCUCUUUCAUUUAAUAAUAUUUCAUUUUUACCGUCCGGGUAUUUUUUUUGUCGCUUUGACCUGCCCAUAGAAUACUCAUAUUCUUUCUGUGGUAGUAAACUUUUGGCUUCUUCUUCAAACAAGUCAAAUUGGUCUCGGAAACAGGAAACACUUCUGAUUAGCCCCUUUAAAAUGUUUUCACCAAAUAACAAAUCCAGACCAGGCUUUUCAAGUAUAUUGAAAGCUUCCCCAAAAAGUCUUAAAAUUUUGCUCUAAAAGGUAGCCAUUACAAGAGUCUCCAUUUUUAUCAUUUGUUUAGAAAGUCCCAUGGCUUCUAACUUGAUGUCUUUUUUUCCUGAUGGAUCAUUUUUAAGCAGCCGUUUAUUUGGACAUAGCUUGUUACUAACGCUUUUGCUGCAUCUUCUCUACAGCUCCAACGAGUUGACAGUAAGGUUUUUGCCAAUAUUAUCUAAAAGCAAAUGACAUCAUGUCGAUGCGUGGAGGACCCAAAAAAAGCAUACAAUUUUGGCAAAAAAUUAAAGAACUUUGUAGCAUCAAGGCAAUCGUCAACAGCACAUUCUCCAACUAAAUUUAAAAAGUGUGCAAAACAUGGCACGUAAAAAGCUACCUUGUCAUUCAGGGGGGCCCCUCUGAAUUACAGGGCCCGGGGCUCCAGCCCCUUUAGCCCCAUGGGUAAUCCAGGCCUGAUAACCAUAGCAUAACUUGACAGCCAUUCCUUAAAAAGAAUUAGGUUAAGUUAAAUUUUCUAGUGCGAAAGUCAAAGACAACUAAGAUACAGGAUGAUGUAAUUUUUUUGAAUUUUGUUAACCAUAAAUUCAGCAUUUAUUCUUCGUUUUUUUACACAUUUGAAAAAUGGGUUGUUUUUUAUAUGGAAAAUCUUCUUUUUAAGCAGCCCACAAAAAGGUUGAACUGUGAUAAGGAGAAUGUGGUGAAAAAAUUAUUUGUGAUCGCCUGUACUGCCUUAACGAUUUCCUGGAUGAUGUUGUAGAAUGUCUGGAUGCAACAGCCUGGACAAAAAUAAUUAUUUUAUCUAUUCCAGGCAGUUAAAAAAAAUAAACUCAAUGAUGGACAUUUCCAGGAGAAACAUUAUGUUUCUUUUUCCAGGCAGUUGAUUCAGUUUCAAUUUCCGAAAAAAAUAACAAUUUUCUUUUAUUUAUUCAUUAAUGAAGUUUUCCAAGUAGCACUCAUCUGCCUGAAAUAAAAAAAGGUCGAUUUUUCUAAACCUGCUUGCACAAGAGGAGUAUCACACAAAAAUUUGAACUUGUGCCACUUGCAAGAAGAAAGGACCUUUCCCCAUUUUUAUUUCAGAAACCUAAGGAAUAAAACAACUCAAUUACAUAAUGAAGACUUAUUUCGGUUGCGUAAUGCACCUUGUACAGAUACCUUAUCGCACCUAUCCAUAGUUUACAGUAUAUCCAGUGAUCUAGAAAAUGUCUUUAAAGCUUCCACGAUUUAAUUUACAUGGCAAGAUACCUACUUGAACUAAUUCUUUUAUUUUAAAAGAAAAAUGGUUCCAUGUCCAUUUUUAUGCCCCUGUAUCAGACUGAAACAAUGGUCAAUGACAUGAACUUUCGAGAGAUACUUUUGGGUAUCUCAGAGCGAUAUUCUGUGUGAAAUUGGUAUAUAUCUCUACAAUGACAAAUUGGUCCAUUGCUUUUGUUUAAGUAACAAUCAAAUAAAAUAAGAGUUAUUAGUAUAUCUAUAGAAGAAUUCAUAUUCUUAGAGAAGGUUCCAUGCUCUACCGAGGUUAUCUUGGAAAAUAAAAGUUAUUCACCUUCCACAAAAAUUUAUUUCAGAAUGUAUCAUCCGCCCAACUUUCCUGUUCUCUGGAAAAUACCUUUAAAUUGCUUUGAUUAGGUUUAUUUGGACCAGGAUUGCAGAUACCACCACAGAGCAUUUGUAUUAUUAUCAACAAUGGCCUAAAUUUCAAGUAUCUACCGCAUUUCCCGUCUUUAUUAUGCCCUAAAUCUUCUUAAAUUAUUAUUUGUCUGAUGUACAUAGUUAAUUAAACCAAUUUUAGAGAAUAAACUUUAACUCAUUAUGAUAGUUAAUGAUUCCUAGACAGGAAUGAUUCCUGUGAUAAGCUCUAUAAUAUGAUUUCUCUCGCAUUCAUUUAAUAAUUUCCUCCUCAAUGCAUGGUGCAAAUCAUUUUCAAAAUAAACCCACAAAACGUCGAACCGUGAUAAGGAGACUGUGGUCAGAAAAUUGUGAUCGUCUGUACUGCCUUAUCGAUAUCCUAGCAUGGUAGAAUGUCCGGAUGCAACAGCCUAGACAAAAACAAUUGUUUUAUCUAUUCCAGGCAGUUGAGAAAAAAAAAAGAACUCAAUGAUGAAGUUUCAACUUUAACACCCUGUAUCUUGGGUGUCUUUGUGAAUCUGCUUUCUUAAUUCAUUAUUUAUGGUACAGCCUAUACAAGGUGAGUUAUACGGCAUUGCCAAAUGUCAUGACUGCCUAUGAUCUAUCUUCACAUGAUGACAACUGAUCAAAUGCGAAGUUACCUUUGGCAAAGUUUACUGAAUAAAAUACUGUUUACAUAAAUUAUAUAUAAAAGUUUAAAAUAAGUUUACUGAAUAAAUAUUUUAUUCAGUAAACUUUGCCUUUGGAAUGUUCUUGACGUAUCCUUUUGGAUUGAAUAAAAGGCGGGUAAUUUGAAUUUUAAUUGAAUAGUUGGCAACAAAAAAUUCUAUAUAAACAAUUUUCUUAACAAGCCUAAUAUAGCUUUUUAUUUUUUAUAUUAAUAUUUAUUUUUUUUGUUAAACUUGUAUAUAUGAAACUUUUGUCACUAGUUAGAAUUUAGUUUCUAACUUUUUCACGGGUUGAACACCAAAGAUCGGUAUAUUUAGUGAAAAAAAAUUAUAUAAUGUUUUUUUAGUUAUAUGUUUAUAAGAUGCUCAGACGUGUAUUAUUAUAAUUGGGAAAAAGGGACUAAACGGACCAUAGUAAAAUAUACUAUAUAUUAUUAAUCACAAAAUUAAUUUUUAUUAUUAUAUUAGAAGUGUAUAGAAUAACGUAAUCUGCUUUAGAUGUUUCACAAAAAUAUUGUUAUAAAGGAGAAAACACAUUAUAUAGACAAACUUAUAUAUAAUGUUUUCUCUUCUAGUUUCAAUAGCCAAUAAUUAUUAUCAGUCAACGAAAAAAUGUAUAUUAUUAUUAUUAUUAUAUUCUGUCCUUUUAAAUAUUGUGAAUUUUAUAUACUCUCCUUUAUUAUUAUGGCAGAUUAUGUAGUUAUAAGUCUUUUUGUAGAUUUUAAAAAACCACUUAUUUAGUGAUAUUUUUUAUUUAAUAAGACACAAUUAUAUACGUUGCAUAUUGUAAAUAAAAUUUAAACUUAAAAAUAAAUGUUUUAACAGUG